AGGGGCAGGAUCCAAAAGCGGUAGAUCGAGAUUGAAAAUGGAAGGCCCAGCGACACCCGCUGUUAUAACGUCUACCAGCAGCAGCGCGGAAAACUUUUACACCUCUACUCUGGCUUACGACAGGCACUUUUUUCUUACUGCUUCGGGGCUCCUCGUUUUCGCAGAAAUAGUAAGUAGUCAAGUUUCAAGUUUCAAGCUGUAGGCUACGGGAUACGCAUGGUAUACGUCGUCCAAAGAAGUGCUAACUUGCAGGUUCCUUCUCGACAAUGCAACAACAAUAAGACAUAAUAAAAUAUAAGAAUACGAACAUAAAUUAAAUGGCUCAGUAGAACAGAAUAAACAUUUGAUAGUAGCAUAAUUAUUAUUCAAGAAGGCACAUUUUAUAGUUCAAUAUUUACACGUGUAUUGGAGAAGGGGGGGGGGGGGGUCCGUGUAUAAACUGAGCAGUAUAAUAAGAGUCUGGUAGCAGCAGUUGUGAUGUGUGUGUGUGUGUGUGUGUGUGUGUCUGUGUUGGUGUGUGCAUGAGUGAGUGCAUAUGUGCUAAGGUGAGGAGAAUCAGAGCAGGUGGUCAGUCCAGUUCAAUUGUUCAGCAGUCUGAUGGCCCAAAUCUAACUGCCUGUAGCUCAGGACCUGAAGCAAGGAUAUGCAUAUUCUUGAUACCAUUUGAAAGGAAACACUUUGAAGUGUCUGGAAAUGUGAAAUUAAUGUAGGAGAAUAUAACACAUUAGAUCUGGUAAAAGAUAAUACAAACAUAAAAACAUGCGUUAUCUAUUUUAUUUUUUCAUCAUCUUUGAAAUGCAAGAGAAAGGCCACAAUAUAAUAUUGCAGUUUAGGCGCAAUUUAGAUUCUGGCCACUUGAUGGCAGCAGUGUGUGUGCAAAGUUUCAGAUUUAUCCAGUGAAGCAUUGCAAUACUGGACUAUUUUGUAUGAAGUCUGCCCAAAUGUGCCGAAUUGGUCAAUUGACACAUUUUCAAGUACAUAACUAUAGAAAACAUACAAAAAUGAUGGUAAUAGAAAAUGUAAGUUUACACACUCCCAGGAAUGUCAUACAUGAUGGAUCAUUAGCUUAUAUAUUAACUUUCAUGCAUCUAGAUGGCCGGGUGGGGUGGGUGCCGUCUUCACCACCCGCUGGAGGGCCUUGCGGUCGUAGACAGAGCAAUUCCCGUACCAGGCCGUGAUGCAACCGGUCAGGACGUUCUUGAUGGUGUAGGGCUAGUAUUUGGAGAGGACCCGGGGCGGCAUGCUGUUGUGCCCUCUUGACAAGAGUGGUGGUGUUGUUGGUCCAUGACACGUCCUCAGUGAUGUGGAUGCUGAGGAACUUAAAACUAGUGACUCUCUCUGCUGCAGUCCGGUUGAUGUGGAUCGGGGCAUGUUCCCACCUCUGCUUCCUGAAGUUAAAAAUCAACUCCUUUGUUUUGCUGACUUUGAGGGAGAGGUUGUUGUCAUGACACCACAAUGCCAGUUUACUUACCUCCUCCCUAUAGGCUGACUCGUUGUUGUUGGUUAUCAGGCCUACAACCGUGUUGUCGUCAGCAAAGUUGAUGAGGGAGUUGGUGUUGUGCAAAGCCACGCAGUUGUGGGUGAACAGGGAGUACAGCAGAGGACGGAGGACUCACCCCUGGGGGGCCCCAGAGUAAGAGUCAGUGUGGAGGAGGUGUUGUUGCCAAUACUCACAGCCUGUGGUCUGCCCCUCAGGAAGUCCAGGAUCCAGUUGCAGAGGGUGAUGUCCUAACUGCGACACAAACAUAUUUGUGUCCAAGUUUGAUAUAAUAAUUGAUUGAAAUUACAAUGGCAGUGGCUUUCACCAUCUUUCUCACAAUAGCUGCCAUCAGAAUUCAUGAAGCGAUCAAUACUGCUUUGUUGAUUAAACAAAUUAAACACAUUAUGAUGAUCAGACAUUUUGUAUUGGUCAUACCUUGUAUCACAUGGCUAAUUGUACCCUUAUCAUAGGGGCACAUUAGUUCUGAUAAAGGGAAGAGUUUGCCAUUUGCUGAUUUCCAGUACUUUUAUACAGAUUUGCAUACUGUUCAACCUGUAUAUUUUAUGUGCAUUUUAUACACAUUUUGCAUAGGCUGCUUGGCCUGUAUGACAGUUUUUCACAGACGGUGACGUGACAUCGUAUUGAACACUGCACUGAAAUGAAGGUUCAAUUAUCUCAAAAUGUUCAAGGAAAUAUAACUGGAGAAAAUGAACAUAAUGUCAACCUACUUCCUGUAAUAUAGGCUACUUCCUGUAAUAUAGACUACUUUCUGUAAUAUAGGCUUUUUCCUGUAAAAUAGGCUACUUCCUGUAAUAUAGGCUACUUUCUGUAAUAUGGACUACUUCCUGUAAUAUAGGCUACUUCCUGUAAUAUAGGCUACUUCCUGUAAUAUAGUCUAGUAAUAUAGGCGACUUUCUGUAAUAUAGACUACUUUCUGUAAUUUAGACUACUUUCUGUAACAGACUACUUUCUGUUUAGACAGACAAUGGGUCUCAGUACAGUGUUUUAUUUUCUCUGGAAAGGGAAGUUGUUUAAAAACAAGGUCAGUUUCAUUGUCCCUUUUCCUUCCAGCAUCAGGGGAGAAUGUGACCAAAAGUCUCCUCUUCCACGUAGGCUAGACAGUCUUUUUUCCUGUGAUACGAAGCAACCAAUGAAACAUUAUUUUCUUUUAAUAACAGGAAGGGAGGUUUGGAGUGCAACAGAGGACAAAACUUCCCAUUAUUUACAGUAGCACGCAUUAUAACAAACUGCAUCUAUAGAUUUAUCAUAAUCAAUGUGUUACGACAUUCUUUCAGAAUGCCGUCAGAUCAGAUAGGUGUCAGUAAGCUGUGAGGUUAGUUUCUGUUCCAGAAAUACAAACUAUGAAAAAUCACUUGGCAAUUAUGUUUUAUAUAGCUGUUGUACUGUUUUAGAUGAGAGCUUGCAGGUAAACAGAUCACUCUACACUUCAAUGGAUCCUUUGCAAAUGCCAAUAAACUGUUAUUUUAUUUGACUUAGGCUAUAUUAUUUCCUUUCAUUGUAAUCUCUUUCUACAGUAUGCCAUAAAGAAAAGCAAAGCAAAUGCAUUUAAAUACACGAUAAAGUAGACACCACCAGAGCACAGCCAUCACUGACUAUGUGUACGUCCCAAAUGGCACCCUAUUCCCUAUAUAGUGCACUACUUUUUACCAGAGCCCUAUGAGCCCUGUUCAAAAGUAGUGCACAAUAAAGGGAAUAGGGUGCCAUUUGGAAUGCUGGCUAUGUGCUUCCCUGUCCCCUCAGGUGUUUGGUCUGCUGGUAUGGAUGCUGAUAGCGGGGACAGACUACUUCCGUGUGUCUGCCUUUGGGUGGGUCAUGUUUGUGGCCAUCUUGUACUGGGUCCUGACAGUCAUCUUCCUCAUCAUCUACCUGACCAUGGCUUACAACAGGAUCCCUCAGGUCCCCUGGACAACUGUGGUACGACACAUACUACGACACAUAAUACAACAGCACAUUAUCUGACCAACUUGAAACUUGACUGAUUGGGGUUGUUUAUUAUAUAGCUAGUGAUUGAAUAAUUGUGGACUAUUUAUGUAACUCAAAAGCAAUGGAGUGAACUUCCUGGAUGGUUUUGGGGAAGAGAGGAUUUUUGUGUGCUCCUGACCAUGUCUUUAUGAAUGUGAUCAAAUGAAGCCAUUCUAUAAUGUGUACUAGCCUACAGUAUCUGAACCAGCCAGCCAGGAAUCCUGUUGUUGUCAUUCUACAGGACCUGUUCUUCAACAGUAGUGCUACAGUGAUGUACAGUUGAAGUCGGAAGUUUACAUACAGGUUGGAGUCAUUAAAACUCGUUUUUCAACCACAAAUGUCUUGUCAACAAACUAUAGUUUUGGCAAGUCGGUUAGGACAUCUACUUUGUGCAUGACACAAGUAAUUUUUCCAACAAUUGUUGACAGACAAAAAAAAAUCACUUAUAAUUCACUGUAUCGAAAUUCCAGUGGGUCAGAAGUCUACAUACACUAAGUUGACUGUGCCUUCAAACAGCUUGGAAAAUUCCAGAAAAUGAUGUCAUGGCUUUAGAAGCUUCUGAUAGGCUAAUUGACAUCAUUUGAGUAAAUUGGAGGUGUACCUGUGGAUGUAUUUCAAGGCCUACCUUCAACCUCAGUGCCUCUUUGCUUGACAUCAUGGGAAAAUCUAAAGAAAUCAGCCAAGACCUCAGAAAAAAAUAUGUAGACCUCCACAAGUCUGGUUCAUCCUUGGGAGCAAUUUCCAAACGCCUGAAGGUACCACGUUCAUCUGUACAAACAAUAGUAUGCAAGUAUAAACACCAUGGGUGUCACGGAUUCUGCCGAGGCUGCCCUUCCUCCUUGCUCGGGCAGGCUUCGGCGUUCGUCGUCACCGGAGUACUAGCUGCUGCCGAUCUAUGUUAUAUGUUCUACCUGUUGUUGUCUGAUUGUUUCACACCUGUUUCCCAUCUUGUAAUUACUCCGUCCCUAUUUAACCCUGUGGCUCCCAUUGUGCUCUGUAUGUUUAUUGUUUUGUGUGUCGUUGGUGAGCGGGUUUAUUCCUCCCUGCGUGGAGGUUUACUUGUUUCUUUACGUGUUCAGUAAAGUUACGUUUUCAUUUAGUUCUGUGUCCUGCGCCUGACUUCGUCUACCGCAUUACACUAACACCGUGACAAUGGGACCAUGCAGCCGUCAUACCGCGUUCUGUCUCCUAGAGAUUAACGUACUUUGGUGCGAAAAUUGUAAAUCAAUCCCAGAACAACAGCAAAGGACCUUGUGAAGAUGCUGGAGGAAACAGGUACAAAAGUAUCUAUAUCAACAGUAAAUCGAGUCCUAUAUCCACAUAACCUGAAAUGCCGCUCAGCAAGGAAGAAGCCACUGCUCCAAAACCGCCAUAAAAAAGCCAGACUAUGGUUUUGCAACUGCACAUGUGGACAAAGAUCAUACUUUUUGGAGAAAUGUCCUCUGGUCUGAUGAAACAAAAAUAUAACUGUUUGGCCAUAAUGACCAUCGUUAUGUUUGGAGGAAAAUGGGUGAAGCUUGCAAGCCGAAGAACACCAUCCCAACCGUGAAGCACGGGGUGGCAGCAUCAUGCUGUGGGGGUGCUUUGUUGCACGGGGGACUGGUGCACUUCACAAAGUAGAUGACAUCAUGAGGAAGGAAAAUUAUGUGGAUAUAUUGAAGCAACAUCUCAAGACAUCAGUCAGGAAGUUAAAGCUUGGUCGCAAAUGGGUCUUCCAAAUGGACAAUGACCCCAAGCAUACUUCCAAAGUUGUGGCAAAAUGGCUUAAGGACAACAAAGUCAAGGUAUUGGAGAGGCCAUCACAAAACCCUGACCUCAAUCCUAUAGAACAUUUGUGGGCAGAACUGAAAAAGCGUGUGCGAGCAAGGAGGCCUACAAACCUGACUCAGUUACACCAGCUCUGUCAGGAGGAAUGAGCCAAAAUUCACCCAACUUAUUGUGGGAAGCUUGUGGAAGACUACCCAAAAUGUUUGACCCAAGUUAAUCAAUUUUAAAGGCAAUGCUACCAAAUACUAAUUGAGUGUAUGUAACUUCUGACCCACUGGGAAUGUGAUGAAAGAAAUAAAAGCUGAAAUAAAUCAUUAUUUCUACUAUUAUUCUGACAUUUCACAUUCUGAAAAUAAAGUGGUGAUCCUAACUGACCUAAGACAGGGAAUUUGUACUAGGAUUAAAUGUCAGGAAUUGUGAAAAACUAAGUUUAAAUGUAUUUGGCUAAGGUGUAUGUAAACUUCCGACUUCAACUGUAUGUGGUGUUCUACAGGGUCUGUUCUUCAACAGUAGUGCUACAGUGAUGUAUGUGGUGUUCUACAGGGUCUGUUCUUCAACAGUAGUGCUACAGUGAUGUAUGUGGUGGCAGCAGCAGUGGAUGCAGCCUCAAUCAGCCAUGCUGUUAAAGGGCGUCAUAACUACAACUGCUGGGUAGCAUCCACGGUAAGAAAACCACCUCAGACCACCCAGACAUACAUUUAAAUCACGCCAACUGUGAAAAUAUACCACAAAUAUGACUGAGUAUUUAUGAUUAAAGCGAUAUUAAAAUAUACAAUAUUAAAAUGCAAGUAUAUGCCUACAAGUCAGAUAAGAGAGGUAUGAUGCCACUGUGUACCAUCCCAAUGAUAUAUAUUUGGUCCAUUUAAGCCUACUCAACUCACACCUACUAUUGUACUGAAUUUCAAUGUUUUCAUCUGUCUGUUUUUCAGUUCUUUGCCUUCCUGGUCACGCUCUGCUAUGCAGGAAGUACAUAUUUAAGUUUUCAAUCGUGGCGAUCGAGGGAUGAGGAACAAUAACCAAUCACAAAGGACAGCUAAAAUAUAUCCGUUAUGGUACACAUGAAGGAUCUUGAAAAGUACAGAUGGUUAAGUGCAACAACCACUCCUUCCCUUUGGAAUAUAUUUCUCUUUUAUUUUAUUUCUGUUCUAUUUCUGUUAUUUUGGAGUUGUGGUGUGUUUCAUCUGUUGGAAUGACAGAGCCUGAACCUCAGGGAUGUUUUUACUUCUUAUGCACUCACAUGUUUUUUUAUUACAUUUGGGGAUGAAAAUGACUGAAGCUAAUAAAGUGGCUAUUCUACUGUUCUGAAUCUGGAGAUCAAAGCUUUAACUCCAAUAUUAAAAUGGAUUGGACAGUAAUGUUGUACCACACUAGAUGGUGCUAAGAUACAAGGCUGAGAAACAGGGCUUAUGAAGGAUAUUACAGUGAAUUAUCUUUUUGAUUAUUCAAAAAAAGAAUCAUAUACGAAUAAUAUAUUUUACUAAUAGGAGUCAACGACACAACAAAAAUAUAA
Messenger RNA from Coregonus sp. 'balchen', 6740 nucleotides. NCBI's taxonomy places the organism in Eukaryota, Metazoa, Chordata, Actinopteri, Salmoniformes, Salmonidae. The record is from the annotation of a GenBank genome assembly.